Cyphellophora europaea CBS 101466 is the source of this 1008-nucleotide messenger RNA. RefSeq lists its product as uncharacterized. The transcript has a single exon. Lineage: Eukaryota; Fungi; Ascomycota; Eurotiomycetes; Chaetothyriales; Cyphellophoraceae. Bases 1 to 1008 code for a protein of 335 amino acids. The record is from RefSeq and is a predicted model, not a curated record.
AUGCGCUGCAGGCCGGCCAUCACCUCCAUGUCUCUGGGUCGUGCCUGGGUUCACGACCUGGAGGAAAAACUACGCGAAGCCGCCCAAGCCGGCUUCCAGGGCCUGGAGGUUUUCUACGAAGACCUGGAAUAUCUAGCCAAGAAAGACGGACAAGAGGUAACCCCAGAAACACUGAUCCGCGCAGCGGAACAGAUCCGAACACUGUGUGAUGGCCUCAACUUGACCAUCAUCGGCCUUCAGCCGUUCUUAUUCUAUGAAGGAUUGAUCGAUCGAGAGGAACAUGCCGCGAAAAUCGAGAAGCUCAAGACGUGGUUCAAGAUUGUCACGGCCCUCGGCACGGAUGUCAUACAGAUUCCAUCCAACUUUCAGCGGGGCGGAAUUUCCGGAGACAUGGAUCUGAUCGUCCAGGAUAUGAGAGAGGUGGCAGAUCUCGGCCUCAAAGAAGACCCCCCAGUGAGAUUUGCUUACGAAAACCUGGCCUGGGGCACCUAUGUCGAUACGUGGGAGAAACUAUGGGAGAUAGUUUCACGGGUCGACCGUCCUAACUUCGGAUGCUGUCUGGACACGUUCAACAUUGCCGGCCGUGUCUGGGCUGAUCCUGCGAAGCCGUCGGGCAAAACUGCCAAUGCGGACGAAGACCUGAAGGCUUCCUUGGAGAGACUCGUCAAGACGGUCGAUCUCAAGAAGGUAUUCUAUGUCCAGGUUGUGGAUGCUGAGAAGAUGGAUCCUCCUCUAACGCAGGAUCAUCCAUUCCACGUCGAUGGUCAACCCAGUAGGAUGAGCUGGAGUCGAAACGCAAGAUUGUACCUCUACGAAGAGGAAAAGGGUGGUUAUCUUCCAGUAGUCGAGGUAGCCCGAGUUUUCCUAAAGGAACUUGGCUUCGAAGGAUGGGUAUCAAUGGAGCUUUUCUCAAGGACCAUGUCGGAUCCCGAUCCCAGUAUCCCACAUACGCACGCGCAGAGGGGGAUCAAGGCGUGGAAGAAAUUGGCACAGGAACUGAGUUUAUAG